AUGAAUAUAGAAGGAUUGCAAGAAAAUAAUAAGGAUAUAUAUACAUCUGUUGUUGUUCACCCUUCCCGUCCCGCAACAAAUGCGGGACGGGGCCUACCCCCAUUCCUGUGGCCAGCCCAACCUCUCUCCCCAGCGCACCAACAGCCCUGCCACCUUGAUGGGAGAGCUCCACAAAACCAGGAGCAACAAGGGCAGGACCAGCUCCAAGCAGCCGAACAGGUGGGAGUUGAUGGUGUUGGAGGCGCCACACAUACGAGUGAAGAAGGCUCCGUAAAUGUUAAAGAAACAGCACCCGUGCCCAUCACCGAAGACUUGAAGCCCACGGCAAGUGAGAGUGAGCGUGAGCAAGCCGAACACUCCAUCAACGUCCGCCGCGGGGAUGGCACGAAUUUGAGAGAAGAGGGUCAUUAUCCCGUGGAUGGUCAAAAGAAAUUGUCCAUUUUCAAUUUUAUGAACUUCAAAAAAAGUUCCGCACGCAACGGAAGUGAGGAAGAUGUUAGAAAAUUGACUUCUACCUUCCAACAAGUAGGCUAUGAAGUAGAGGCAUAUGAAGACCAAAGCAAAGCAGAAUUUUUUGCCACUCUGUUGAAAAUUGGCAAAAACGAAGAACUUGCGCGCUACAAGCUUUUCAUGUUGGCAAUAUUGAGCCAUGGGAAGCGAUCUGACGGCCGGCAGUUCGUGGCUGCUGACGAGAGCAGCAUCAGCAUUGAUGAAGUCAGGUCGUACUUCAAUGACCGUCACUGCCUCCAAUUGAAGGGCAAACCGAAAAUUUUUUUGCCAACAUUUUGUCGUUCACUGCCCGAGAUUCCUCAGAGUUCCUCAGAAACAUCUAUUGUUGAAACUGAAGAACCUCAGGGCAACUUCAUGGAAAUUGAUAUGCCUUCAGCUGGAACCUUUCAACUUGGCUCACAAGGCCAGCCAAAUGUCACUAGUGAAUCUGGUGAUUUUGAAACAGAAGCUGCGAACAAAAAUCUAAAGCAGCUCGCGCAUUUGUUGCAUUGUGACGAGAAAGGCUUGACACCAGAUCAGAUAGGUGAGAUUUUGACACCAGAUCAGGUAGAAGAGAUUUUUCUUGAUCCAGUGAGUUUCAACUUCUUGCAAGAAGCCGCGUCGGUAAGUGAAAUAACUCUGGUUGCAAGCGUGGAAAACUCUGACGCCGAACCACAAACCCAAACCAACUGUGGCGAGCAGACCUUGCACGAGAUUUAUCCUAAAGACUUCAAUGACAUGAUGACGCUCUACUCCUGCAAGCCGGGAUUUCGGUCUUUGAGGAAACGCAGCUAUGGCACGCUUUUCAUAAGUGCGCUCUGCGACGCGGUUGCAGAAAAUGGCUACCGUUACAAUGUGGAUAGACUUUAUUGUGACAUUGAGGAGAGGAUGAGAGUAAAAUGUGCAGACGACAGUGAGUCUCUUGAAGGAUUUGAUCCAGACAGAGAAAGUUCGACCUUCAGAACAUGCUAUCUCUUCUGAACGUUUAUGGAUUCGACCUUUUAUCAAGAGCAAGUCACCAGCUAUCAAUAUCUUUUACAGAACAAUACGCAGCUUACACAACUCGAACAGCAAACAAGAACACACCCACGCGGCAAUCACCACCAACACAGACAACAUCCCCACCAGACAAGCACAAGCAAACAUCCUAAUACAACACUACGCAAACAUAAGUAGGUUACCCAAAUACAAAGAAGACAGACGCAUCAUCAGACGCCAAGAAAAAUUUCCACUAGACCCAACAGCUACCCUAGCCACUACAAACAACACCAAAAGGGUCAUACAACAAAUUAAAAACUCUUCCGCUGCUGGGCCCGAGAACAUUACAAACAUACACCUUAAACACCUUGGCCCACACGGAAUCACGACAUUUACAAACAUUGCCAACUUCUCCUACUCACACUCCAAAAUACCAUACAUCUGGAAAAUUGGCAAAAUAAUCACACUUCUCAAACCCAACAAACCACCCACUGAGGCCGCCUCAUACAGACCAAUCACACUCCUCUAUACACCAUCAAAAGUCAUGGAGCGCCUCAUACUGAACACAGCCACUCCGCACAUUACACUUUCUCCAACACAACACGGAUUCAGACCUCACCACUCGACCACAACACUACUUACAAACCUCACACAAAGCAUAAACAAUGGCAUCAACUCCCGCAAACCUGCACACAGAACACUACUACUUAAAAUAGACAUCAGUAAAGCCUUUGAUGCCAUGCCUCGCCUCCCUCUCACAAACAAAAUUUACAACACCACACUACACAACAACUACAAAUGCUGGCUUGCCAAUUACUUAUCAGGCAGACAAGCAUACGUACACUACUCAGGCAAGUCAUCACACACAUCACUCAUACCCAACGGAGUCCCACAGGGCUCCGUCCUAUCACCCUCACUCUUUAAUCUAUACAUGCACGACAUACCCGAACCACCUCCAAACAUCCACAUUGCAUCACUUUCAACAUUGUCAGACCAAGAACGAUUCUGAUUACUGACGCACCGCGCACGUCAACUAAUCUUCAUCGAAUGCGGCUUGAGAGAGGUUUAACACCUAGAUACUCACCCGACCAGAGCAGGAUGUGCACUGAGACCCAUGUACAGUUAGCAGCAGCUAGCCCUGUGGACAAGUCUACAUGCUGCGCACUUACACGUUCGCACAUCGCACUUACACGUUCGCACAUCGCACUUACACGUUCGUUCGUCUUCUAGCUUUGAACGUCAAGUUUCAAGGCUUUAAUCAGUUAAUUCUGAACGUUUCUGGACAAGAUUUACGACCACUCUUGAGGUCUGAGCGAGCCCAUUUUUUUAUCUCUUGCAGCGUGGAGCUUCUGCAUGACUGCGUAGAGACGCAAACAGCUUUCGAAAAAGUCGUUUCAGAAUUUUAUUCACGGAUUAAUUUGAAUGUUCUAUACAUUGAUUCAGCAUAGAAGUAUACUCCAAGAAUAGCUUAGGUAUUCAUUUAAGCAUUAUCUAUAAUAUUCUCUAUCCAAAAAUAUGCUGUCGAGAAAAUUCGUUUUUCAGCAUAUUAUAUGAUAAUGAUUAUGGAUUAACAGAUUCAUUACACACUGUCAUCAUAUUUAUCAUAUAUUCACCAUAAGUUUUGUAUGCACAAUUCUCUUUAAAUUUACACUCUAUUAUCUAUUAAGGUUGGUAGUACAUCAUUAUUGGUAACGAUGUGAUUCUAUCAUUUCUUUGUUCACAAACGCUCUAUUUUUAUUGUAUUCGCUCAUCCUCCAUUGUUCACACGUUCUCGCAGUGCCCCUAAUUAACACAUUCCCUGUUAUUCCUUUACUCUCACAUUCUCUGUUCCCUGACACACGGUCCCCGCUAUUCCCUUACUCACAUAUUCUCUGUUAUGCCCUUAAUCGAAUAUUCCUGUUAUUCCUUCACCCGCAUAUUCUCUGUUAUGCCAUUAAUCACAUAUUCUUUUCGUAUUUUCAUAAAUAUUUUGCACUUA
Molecule: messenger RNA, 3445 nt
Organism: Hyalella azteca
Lineage: Eukaryota; Metazoa; Arthropoda; Malacostraca; Amphipoda; Hyalellidae
Exons: 4
Coding region: 1-1470 (489 amino acids)
Biological process (GO): proteolysis
Molecular function (GO): cysteine-type endopeptidase activity
Source: RefSeq, a predicted model, not a curated record